Messenger RNA from Triticum dicoccoides, 1906 nucleotides. RefSeq names its product probable L-gulonolactone oxidase 4. NCBI's taxonomy places the organism in Eukaryota, Viridiplantae, Streptophyta, Magnoliopsida, Poales, Poaceae. Gene Ontology annotation, cellular component: membrane. The transcript has a single exon. Bases 20 to 1786 code for a protein of 588 amino acids. Gene Ontology annotation, molecular function: D-arabinono-1,4-lactone oxidase activity; FAD binding. The record is from RefSeq and is a predicted model, not a curated record.
UUCAUUCGAGAAGUCAGCGAUGUCGCAAAGAGAUCAAGCACAAACACGAGCAAUGAAGAGCUUGGCUGCUGUUCUCCUCGUAGCGAUCCUGCUCCAGCUCGCCGGCUGCAACCCUCCACCGGACCCGGUGACCUGCACGGAUGGCACGUCCAACUGCACGGUCACCAACACGUACGGCUCCUUCACGGACCGCACCAUCUGCCACGCGGCCAACGUCGUCUACCCGAGCACCGAGCAGGAGCUGAUCGCGGCCGUGGCGGCCGCGGCGUUGGCCAAACGCAAGAUGAAGGUGGCCACCAAGCACUCGCACAGCGGCCCCAAGCUGGCGUGCCCCGGCGGCAGCGAGGGCACGAUCAUAAGCACCACACGGCUGAACCGGACGGUUUCCAUCGACGCCGAGAGGCAGUUCAUCACGGUGGAGAGCGGCAUGGUCCUCCAGGACCUGAUCCAGGCCGCCGCCGCAGCAGGGUUAUCCUUGCCGCACUCGCCGUACUGGUACGGCCUGACCGUCGGCGGGCUCCUCGCGACGGGCGCGCAUGGGAGCGGGCUGUGGGGCAAUGGAGGCGCCGUGCACGAGUACGUGGUCGGUCUGAGGAUCGUGACGCCGGCGCCGGCGUGCGAUGGUUUCGCCAUGGUGAGGGAGCUAGGCGCCGAUCACCAGGACCUGGACGCUGCCAAGGUUUCCCUGGGGGUCCUCGGCGUCGUCUCCCAGGUGACUCUGGCCCUGCAGCCGCUGUUCAAGCGGUCGGUGACGUUCGUGGAGCGCAACGAGUCGGACUUCACGGCGCGGGUGCCCGAGUGGGGCCGUCUCCACGAGUUCGCCGACAUGAUAUGGCAGCCGCAGCACAACAAGGUCAUCUACCGCCAGGACGACCGCGUCGACGUCUCGACGCCGGGCGAUGGCCUCGGCGAGUUGUUCCUUUUCCGCUCCGUCCCCACCGCCCUGCUCGUGAGCGGAAGAGCCAUAGAGGAGCAACUGCAGGAGAACGGCACUGACAUCGCCCGGUGCGCGGCCGAGGAGGAGGGGGCCACGAGACAGCUGCCGGCCUUCGGCUUCACAAACGACGGGGUCUCCUUCACGGGGUACCCGAUUGUGGGGUACCAACACCGCAUCCAGGCGUCUGGCUCAUGCAUCGACGGCCCAGAGGAUGCCCUCCUCUCCUCCUGCGCCUGGGACCCGCGCAUCCGGGGAUCUUUCAUGUACAACUCCGGCUUCAGCGUCGCACUCUCCAAGGCGCCGGCGUUCAUAGCCGACAUGCUAAAGCUCCGGGACCUCAACCCGGACGCAUUCUGUGCCGCCCUCGACGGCAGGGUGGGCCUGGUCCUCCGUUACGUCAAGGCAUCCUCCGCGUACCUCGGCAAGCACGAGGACUCUAUCGAUGUCGACAUCCUCUUCUACCGGAGCCGCACCGACGGCAUGCCGCACGCCCAUGCCGAUGUGGUGGACGAGAUCGAACAGAUGGCGUUGGGUAAGUACGGCGGUCUGCCACACUGGGGCAAGAACCGCAACUUCGCCUUCGACGGUGCGAUCGCAAGGUACCCCAAAGCCGAUAAGUUCCUCAAGGUAAAGAGCAGGUACGACCCGGACGGGCUCUUCUCGAGCGAGUGGACCGACCAGGUGCUUGGUAUCAACGGAACUCCCAACAUCAUCAAAAAUCAUUGUGCCAUUGAAGGACUCUGCGUCUGCUUCAACGACUCACAUUGUGCGCCGGAACAGGGCUAUUUCUGCCGGCCAGGGAAGGUUUACAAGAAGGCUAAAGUUUGCUCCUCGGAGCAGGAUUAUUAGGGAUGAUGAUACCACUCACACUUCCCAUCAUUCGUCGGCCCUGAAAUAAAUUGUUUUCUUACAGCACCAGCACCAUGAAAUUGUGAUUGUGAUUUGUUUACUUAAUACGAGCAUAUGUAU